Molecule: messenger RNA, 3813 nt
Organism: Leishmania major strain Friedlin
Lineage: Eukaryota; Euglenozoa; Kinetoplastea; Trypanosomatida; Trypanosomatidae
Exons: 1
Coding region: 1-3813 (1270 amino acids)
Source: RefSeq, a predicted model, not a curated record
AUGUACGCAACCCCCUCCUUUUUAUAUAUCUAUCUAUAUAGUUUUCGCCCCAUUCUCUUCCUUUCGCUUCUCGGUUUUGUUUACGUGUUAUCCCUACGUCUCUCUCCUUCUCUCUCCUCCCCGUCUGUCUGCCUCUCUCUCUCUCUCUCUCUGUGUGUGUGUGUGUGUGUGUGUGUGUGCUUCCGCUUUCAUGUGUUUUGCCGGACACCUCACCCCCCCCCUCUAUCGCCAAUUCGUCAUCCGCCACCCUCUCAGCCCUACUAUCCUGCUUCUCCGCCCUCCGGCCCACGUCGUCGUCAUCGCCAUCCACCGCUGUCUCCCUGUCGUCCGCACGUGUCAUCGCGAGCGCCACCGGUUAGGUACGCCGCACCGGAUUGCGUUUCACACAACAGCGCGUACACUCCAGCUGCUACGGCCACGGCGUCUACAGCAGCCAACAGCAGUGUUACCAGUAAUCGCAGACAGCUGAGCGAGCUGGGCAGCGGUCUUCGGGGUAAGCGAAACUCCAACGGCAUCCGCAGUCACAAAGAAGCCUCAGCAGGCACGAUCAGGAGCACCAGGCUGGGCAAGAGACACCUCCCUCCUCAGUCACCGCCCUGGGCCCCAUCGUCCCCGGCAAGCGCUACAGAUCGAGUGAUCACGCAACGCAAUACAGACAGCCCCUUUCUCCCUUCUCAGUCGCCUCAGAAGCACCAGCAGCAGGAGCAACGGGAGCGGGCGCCGCUUCCUUCCACCAACUACGAUCCCCUUGUCGUAGCUUCGGCAGAACCGUCACUAUCUCGUUUUGAUUACCCUAUCCAAUCGCCGCCGUGCUACUACAGUCCCUCUCCCGUGCUUGUCACCGCAGCACCGCCACCAUUUCCCUCUCCGCUCUUGCAGGAGACCCAACAGCUCCGCCACGUAGUACGCCGUCGUGGAGUUGCCACGGCCGCCACACAAGCCGUCAUGGAGCCCGGCAUCCACCCGCAGCCUCACCCGAGCGCCUCCUCCUCUUCCCCCUACUCUCAGUCGGCGUCAUCGUCGCAGCAGUACCUGCAAAUCCGUACGGACACGACCGUGGUUUCGUCCAUCAAUUCCUCCGCUGCAGACCAGUCGAGCAAAUCCGCCUCGGCAGCUAUCGCUGCGUCGAGCAGUGGGCCGUCAUAUGAAGGUCUAUGCAUGGCUGUUCCGCACUCGCCGGUAACAGCGCCUGUCCACCAGCCAUACACCGCGCGGGCGCAGCAGAGCCAAGCGCCACACCACCGCACCUCCCCUAAGGGUAGGUCCUCGCCGCAUCGCUUUGCCGUGUCGAACACGAGCAUGGCCUGCUCCUCCGUUGGCGACGCCGACAAUCUGGGCUUGCACCGACGGCACAACAACCCGCGCGAGGCCUACGGAGGUCAGCGCCAGAAUUCGCUUGGACACCAGUUACAGCAGCAACACAACCACCACCAAACCGACGCGCUUCCGCAGUCGCUCGAGCGGCGCAGCAGCGACGUCGUGGACGCCGUCUCGCGCAGCCUCAACACGCACAACGAUCCCGAGCUGGAGGGACUACCGCCGAUGCGCUGCAACAAUGAGGGCGAGGACGAGAUGGGGGGGCGCGCCGGCAGGGCCGUGGGAGCGGCCGGACAUGCCACGACACUCUACUCCAAAGGCUUCCUCAUUGCAACCGCCUCCGCGAAGGACUCUUCGGCGUCGCGCGGCAACGACGGCGGCAGUACAUACAUCCCGCCGCACUUGCACAAUGGCAAGGAGCAACAGAUGCCACGCGACGACGGCGAGGCGAGUCUCAGCCAGGCGAGUCAGUCGCGCAGCCCUCUCGCCAGCACUUCCACGGGCAUCUCUCAUCGCCUGCUGACAGCGGACGAAAUCAACGAGCGGCGUCGUGCGUCGUGGGCUGCGAGCCGCUCGGUGUCCCAAGUACACUCCGCCGUGGCCAGCCCGGCCGCCGGCGACAACGCGGGAGGUCACCAAAAGGCCGGGUAUCCGCUGGUCAGCGUCCAAAGCGCCCACAACAACCUCAGCACUGCAAGCGGCGUUAGCAAAGUCAGCCGGCCAGCCCACCGACAGCUAACCAAGGAGGAGGCCAACCAACUAAUUGCCCACCGCCAACAACAGCGGACCGCAGAAGCCUUGGCUCUCGCAGCAGCAGCGAAAGACGUACCUGCGCAGCAGCAGCAACACGAGCUAUCCUCAUUGCUGGCAAAUACCCCAAACAACAACCAGUCUGGAAUCUUGCACUCGGCGCCGCCGGACAGCGCAAAGCCGUGGCUCCUCUCUGGGGAUGGCACGCAGGCGAACUACUUCCCUCCAGAGCCCGCCUCUACGCCGCCGGUGGCCAGCACCAGCACUCUGGGCGACGGCGGUAACACUUUGACGAAGCCCAUGGUGUUCGAGUGGCUGCGAGGCACCAACGGCGGUGAUACUGGCGGUGUCGGUGGUGGUGCUAGUGGAGCAGGCUUCUUCUCAGAGUCAACGGCUCAUUCAUGGCCUGGCGUGAAUGGGUGGCGUGACAGCAACGUGGUUGGCAGCAGCGCUAACGGCGGCAACGUCAACACUGCCAUGGCUGCAUUUCUUGGUGCGGCAGGGGGCGCUGCCGGAGAUGGUGGCUCUAACGGUAACUUCAACGCCUCUGCAGUCGCCUUGGGAAGGGCAGGCCAAGCACCAGGCGGCACCUCCACCACCGCUUUCACAUGGCUGCCCAACACCUCAAACUGGUCCCCGCGCAAUCAAGAACAACAACAACAACAGCAGCAGCAGCAGCAGCAGGCGCUGUUUUCCUUUGUUCCUGCUACACCGCCGCAAGUGGGUGCCGUCAGCGGCGGUGCCCACCCCAGCACCUGGGGCUACAGCAACACCGCGAUGGGCUUCACUGGUGGCAGCCUGCGCAGUGGCCUGCUCACCUUUCUUUCUUCUCCCCCCACACCGGCGGCGCUACAGGGCGUGUCGCAAGAGCGAAUCGAAGAGUGCAUCCGGCAAUGUGAUGGGCAGCUGGUGCAACUCCGACACGAGCGAGAGCAACUAGUGCAAGAACUUCAGAGACGCCUGUACGCUUCAGCAGACAGCGAAAAGCAGCAGCAGCAGCAACAGCAACAGCAACACAACCACGCCGAUACUGCGAGUUGGCCCGGCGCGCUCGGCCCCCACGCCGUCACAAUCCCUAGCAGCUUAAUGAACACGAUCACAGUAGAGUCAGCGAUGCUGCCACGCGGGACCGCCACUGCGGAGACAGGUGCCAUCGGUGGCGGCGGCAGCGCCGUUCGUCAGCGUCCCCUCUGGCCGUUCUUUGACGACCUCAUCGUGGACGGGAAUGGCGUGGCGAAGACCUUACCGCGCGGCCCCGUCGACACACGUGAGCUCCCUAGUCCGUACAUGGAACCCGCCAUGGAGGUCGAUAGCGCGGAAUGGGCGGGGCGUGCGCCCACGGCGGCAGCAAGCCAUCAGCAGACGUGCAGCAGCGGUAGCGCGACGGUUGUAGGACCGGCGCACCAGGCGGCAGCCAGCACCGGUGCGCUUGGCAGAAGCGUUGGCCACUGGACCGCCGGUGAGCGCUCUGGCGGUCGUGGCCGUCGUCGUGCAGAGACUGGCAACCAACGGAACAAUAACGACGGCAACAAUAACGGCGCGUCGUCCUCGGCCGGGGCCAUGGCAACGACGUUCAGCGCCGGAGGUGGUGGGCACAGCAACAACAACCGCUGCAGCCACGACAACACGCCGCAGGAGCAGAAGUACCUUCAGACGGACCCGUUCAGCAUGUACAUGCACAACAAGAAAAUCGCCACCGCCGGCGUCCCCACGACGCGGGGCAGCAGCAAGGCCGCUGCAGCGUGA